Durotheca rogersii is the source of this 171-nucleotide messenger RNA. RefSeq lists its product as uncharacterized. The record is from RefSeq and is a predicted model, not a curated record. The coding region runs from base 1 to 171 and encodes 56 amino acids. NCBI's taxonomy places the organism in Eukaryota, Fungi, Ascomycota, Sordariomycetes, Xylariales, Xylariaceae. The transcript is spliced from 2 exons.
AUGGGCCGCGGCAGCGACAUCCGCGUCCGAGUGACCCUCGACACCACCCGCACCAAGAUCGAGGAGAUCCUGCUUUCGGGCGAUGCGGUGGAGAUCAUCGCAGGGAAGAUCCCGAUACCGUCGCCCGAGACGACGCUCCUGAGUGGCGCCAUGCAGCAUCUAGAAAUUUGA